Messenger RNA from Ictalurus punctatus (channel catfish), 2828 nucleotides. RefSeq names its product kazrin, periplakin interacting protein a (gene kazna). The transcript has 16 exons. NCBI's taxonomy places the organism in Eukaryota, Metazoa, Chordata, Actinopteri, Siluriformes, Ictaluridae. Gene Ontology annotation, molecular function: protein binding. The record is from RefSeq and is a predicted model, not a curated record. The coding region runs from base 223 to 2637 and encodes 804 amino acids.
GAGCAGCAACAGAGUUUAUACGUCUUUUCCUCUCUCACGCGCAUUCUCUCUCUCUCUCUCUCUCUCUCUCUCUCUGUGUGUUUAGAUUAACGUCAUCAUGGAAUUCAAAACACUUUCAUUCAGUUUCCGUAAAGCUGGGUGCAGCGUUUAGAUCGUCGCGCUGUAAAAACGGUCCGAAAGAGACGUGUUUCUGAUGAGCUGCAGCGGGUGAUCUCUGAAAGGAUGGAGGACGGAGAGCAGCUCGCGCGGCGCGGAGACGCCACCAUCGGUCGCGCGGGUCAGGAGCAGAACGAGCUGCUUGAGGAGCUGGUGGCGCGUGACGAAACGGGAGAAGUGGGAGCGCGAGACACGGCCACGGUGGAGAGGAGACAGCCACGCAGCUGCCACGACGCUGUCAGGCAGAGAGGCACUGAGGUCAGCAACUUAACAAACCUCAGCACCCACGAUACAACACUGGAUAAAGUGCUGCUGCGUGAGGAGGUGCUGGCUCUGCAGGAGGAGGUGGCUGAGCUGAAGCGGAUGAAGGAGAUGCUGAAUAAGGAGCUGGAGGAGUGUGGGGGUGGAUGCUCUGCUGAACUGCUCUCUGCCGCUGAACUUCGAGUGCAGCUCUCCCACCGAGAGCGAGACCUGGACCGGGCCAGCGAGGCACUGCAGGCGAUGAAGGCGGACCGUAAGCGGUUGAAGAUGGAGAAAGCCGAGCUGGUGAAUCAGAUGCAGCAGCUCUAUGCUACGCUGGAGAGCCGGGAAGAGCAGCUCCGAGACUUCAUCCGCAAUUACGAGCAGCACCGCAAAGAGAGUGAGGAUGCAGUAAAAGUGUUGGCUAAAGAGAAGGACCUGCUGGAGAGGGAGAAGUGGGAUCUGCGGCGUCAGACUAAAGAAGCCACCGAGCUCGCGGUUGCGCUGCGAUCCGCCCAGGAACUGAAAGAGAACAGAAUCAAAGAGCUGGAGGCAGAACUGGCCAUGAUGAGUAACUAUGUGGCCCAGAAACUCGAGUGUCAGCUGUUUGUUCGAGCGCCCGAAAAGCCAGUCUCCCCCAGAAACAUGUCGGCUAAGCAGUCUCUGGCAACGCUCACUAAGGACGUUCCUAAGCGCCACUCUCUGGCCAUGCCCACAGAGGCUGUCGUCAAUGGCAACCAGGAGUGGGUGAUGCAUGCGGAGAUGCCUCUUACUGCAGCCAUCCGUCAGAGUCAACACAGCCUUUAUCACACACUCGACAGACAUGUGUUAAAGGCUGUGCCCCAGUGUGUGUGUGAUGUUGACGGAGUGUGUGUGGCACACGCCUCAGGCAGUCUUCGCCUCAGUCCUUGUCACUCACGGCAACCGUCAAUGAUGUCAGACGCCUCUGCUCUGGAGGGAGAGCGAUCAUCCACGCCGUCUGAGCUCAACUCACCACGACACAGAACACACUCUCUCUGCAACUCUUUAGAAGACCUGGAGGACCAGAAGAGGAGAAAGAAGAAGGAGAAGAUGGGCCUGAGCUCUCUGUCACGCGUGUUCGCCCGAGGAAAACAGAGGAAGUCUCUCGACCCUGGCCUUUUCGACGACUCUGACAGCCUGUCCAGCCCGGGCCGUCUGAGUGCGAACCUGUCGGACAGUGAGGAGCAGCUUGACAAACUGCAGCAGGUGGAGCUGGCGCGGGCCGUGCCCAUGUCCCGGUGGCGAGCUGGCACUGUUCAGGCCUGGCUCGAGGUCAUCAUGGCCAUGCCCAUGUACAUCCGUGCCUGUGCAGACAACGUAAAGAGUGGCAAGGUGAUGUUAGUCUUAACUGACAUAGAUCUGGAAGCUGGUUUGGGGAUCAGCAACUCUAUGCAUCGCAGAAAACUGCGCCUGGCCAUAGAGGAUUACAGACAGGCUGAAUCGGGUCAUGGACUAUCGAAUGCUGCAGAUCUUGACCACCACUGGGUGGCGCAGGCAUGGUUAAAUGACGUAGGCCUGCCGCAGUAUUCCCAGUUCUUCCACACGCACUUAGUCGAUGGACGCCUAUUGAGCACACUCACACGAGCAGACCUGGAAAAGCACCUGCAUGUGUCCAAAAAAGCCCACCAGAGCAGCCUGCUGCUGGGAAUCCAGCUCCUACACAUGCUUAACUUUAAUAAAGAGCUGCUGCAAGCAAGGCGAGAAGACUGUGAGAACCAGAACUCAGACCUUCUGGUCUGGACCUGCCAGCGCAUUAUUAAAUGGCUCAGGGACAUCGACCUGAAGGAGUUUUCUGGCAGUCUUCAAAACAGUGGUAUUCAUGGUGCUGUCAUGGUGCUUGAUCCUUCCUUUAACACAGACUCCAUGGCAACAGCAUUAGGUAUCUCUGCAAGCAAGCACAUGGUCCGUCAGCACCUGAGUGAAGAAAUGAAAGCCCUCCUUGCUGCUGCAAGACUGGAACUGGUUGAACAGGAAGUUGAGACCGUGGGAACUUCACCUACUAUACCCCGUCAGAGCUCUCUGGGAUGCUCCACGAUAAGCCACUAUGAUGGCCAACACUCCUUCCGACAGCUCAAAGUCAGGCCUCAGGUAAGCUUCAAUCUGAAGAGCCAUGGUGGAGUGGACAUCACGUCUCUAAACGCGAGCUGUGAGGAUGCCACACCCCAGCCAGAAAACAGUCCAGCCAGAAACCUCUCUGCUGCUGACCUCACUAAUGUCUAAUCCUAAUUCUAUAAUCUUAAAACAUGGUCCAAAGACAUAAUGAGCCUGAUCUCAAGUGUUUUAGCUGUAAUCAAAUGGAACGAUGGAAGUCGAUGGAAUAGACAUUUAUAUGAGUUUAUGCUUGUCAGUCAAAACCUAUUCUCUGGACAUUUUUACGAUAAUGUUAUUAAAUGUAUGUUUUGUAUUGCCAA